Passer domesticus (house sparrow) is the source of this 1946-nucleotide messenger RNA. It is a transcript of the gene NT5C3B, whose product is annotated as 5'-nucleotidase, cytosolic IIIB. Lineage: Eukaryota; Metazoa; Chordata; Aves; Passeriformes; Passeridae. Gene Ontology annotation, molecular function: magnesium ion binding; 5'-nucleotidase activity. The record is from RefSeq and is a predicted model, not a curated record. The transcript has 9 exons. Gene Ontology annotation, cellular component: cytoplasm. Bases 204 to 1073 code for a protein of 289 amino acids.
CGUGGCGAGGCGAGCGCAGCCGCCGCCCGGGGCCGCGGCGGGCGCGGGGCGGAGCACGGCAGCGUUCUCCGCUUCCCCGCCCGCAGCAACCGCGGAACGCGGCCCGAGCCCCGCCCGGCGGCCCCGGGCCCCGCGUUCCGGUCCCGCCCCGCGGCUGCGCGGCCCGGCCCGGAACGGAACGGAACGGAGCGGAGCGGAGCAGGAUGGUGCCCGAGCUGGAGAAAGGCACGGUGCGGAUCCGGCAGCCCGAGCGGGUGCGCGGCAUCAUCCGGUCCCUGCGGGAGCAGGGGGUGGCCAAACUGCAGGUCAUUUCUGACUUCGACAUGACGCUGAGCAGGUUUGGUUGCAAUGGCAGGCGCUGCCCCACGUCUCACAAUAUCCUUGAUACCAGCCGUGUGAUCAGCGAGGAUGGCAAGAAGAAGCUGAAGGAUCUGCUCCACUAUUACUAUCCCAUUGAAAUAGAUCCCAACCGGACCCUGGAAGAGAAACGUCCCCUCAUGGUGGAGUGGUGGACCAAGGCCCAUGAGCUGCUGGUGCAGCAGAAGAUCCACAAAAGUGACAUAGCCCAGAUCGUCAGAGAGUCAGAGGCGAUGCUCAGGGAUGGCUUCCAGGAGUUCUUUGGUCAGCUGCAUAAGAACAACGUCCCCCUGUUCAUCUUCUCUGCUGGAGUUGGUGAUGUCCUGGAGGAGAUCAUCCGUCAGGCCAACGUCUUCUACUCCAAUGUCAACGUGGUGUCCAACUACAUGGGCUUCAGUGAUGAUGGAGUCCUCACACACUUCAAGGGGCCCCUCAUCCACACCUACAACAAGAACAACACCGUGCUGCAGGGCACAGGCUACUUCCAGCAGCUGAGCACCAGGACCAGCAUCAUCCUGCUGGGGGACUCCAUGGGCGACCUGACCAUGGCUGACGGUGUUCCCAGCGUGGAGAACAUCCUCAAGAUUGGUUUUCUCAAUGACAAGGUGGAGGAGAGGAGGAGGAAGUACCUGGAUUCCUACGACAUUGUGCUGGAGAGCGACGAGACGCUGGAGGUGGUGAACGGGAUUCUGCGGUACAUCCUGGCAGAGACAUGAGCUGGGGACACUGCCCCGGCUCCAGCCACGCUGCAGGCACUGGGCAGGGAGUGUCCUUCCCAGCACAGAGCUGCAGGGGACUGCUGCUGCUGGCUGGGCUCCAUCCCGACCUCACCACUGCCCUCGGCCAGCCCUGGAGCAGCAGAGGUGAGGUGGGGGAAGCUUCUCCUUCCCCUUUCCCCCAGCUCUGCCUGGCUCUGCAGUUUCCCACCCAGACUGGCUCUAUCCUGCUCAGACUUCAUCCCACUGGGAAUUCACCCCUGAGGCCACAACAAACCAUUCCAUGUCUCAGACAGAGAUGUUCUGCACUGGCUUCAGCAGAGAGUGGAAUGGAGCCAGUUUACUGAGGACAGACCCAGUUUAGAUGUUCCUGCCUAAGAAAAUCAGUCUCUCUCUUGUCCUGUUUUUUGUGGGCUUCAAAUCUCUGGGGCUGACUCUGGUGCCAGUGCAGCCACUGGGCUGGUGUGGCCCUGCUGGCCUUCACCUCACCCAGCCCCACGUUCCCCAUGGAAACCAGCAGCUCUCUGGCCUCGUGUCUCAGCUCACCCAUCCCUCUUGCACCAGUACAGCUCUCACUGUGGAAAAAAGGCCCCAGAGCUCAGCUGCUGCUGCUGCCCAAAGCCAGAAGUAAGUUUGUCUGCCAGGGCUCAGAGGAGGAGGGGUGGGAAUGGGGGGGAGAGGCCAGUGGCAGAAUUUUGAGUUUUAAACAAUAUUUUACCUGACCAUGUUUGUGUAAUAAAUUUCUGGGCUGAUCCUGGGCUCUCAGAGCAGCAACAGGAAAAUACCAUUUUAUUACUGUAUAACCUCUGGUUCUGUGGGACUUUGGGAAGAGCAGAUUUGUUCUCUUUUGGAAUAAAACCACAAUUGGCUGAA